AUGCACACAUUUACAUAUGUGGAUGAACUACACAGUGCAAAGGAUCUAGUCCAACCAUUUCAAUACAUUGCCACGAAGAAAUCUAGACAAUUUUCAACUUUAUUCUUUGUAUUCCUAAUGCAAACGGUUGCAUCUGAGAAAUAUGCCGAAUUCUUUCCACGAUGCGUGAAGUAUUUUGGUAUGGAUAAAAAUUACCACACACCACGCAUUUCUACACGUGUCAGUCAAAUUACCCCUUGUGAGUUGAAGCAACAGCUUGGAAAUUCUUUACAUGCAUCUUUAAAUAAAGGCGAAACGACUCAGGAGUGCUGCUGA
Molecule: messenger RNA, 315 nt
Organism: Echinococcus granulosus
Lineage: Eukaryota; Metazoa; Platyhelminthes; Cestoda; Cyclophyllidea; Taeniidae
Exons: 2
Coding region: 1-315 (104 amino acids)
Source: RefSeq, a predicted model, not a curated record